Molecule: messenger RNA, 1584 nt
Organism: Lecanosticta acicola
Lineage: Eukaryota; Fungi; Ascomycota; Dothideomycetes; Mycosphaerellales; Mycosphaerellaceae
Source: the annotation of a GenBank genome assembly
AUGAACGCGAUACAUGGCCAGUCUGCACCGUCUACCGCCCUCCUACGAUUCCUUCGAAACCAGCUCGAGCCGCAACUCACGCAACAUUGCCAUCUAUCAUUAUCGGCAGCCCGAUCUCGAACCUCCAGAGCGAGGCCGCGCCACACCUUCGCAACCGCUCCUAAAACCUUCGCUGCGCAAAGGUCUCCCCUGAGUUGUACGAACCACAAUAGGACAUGUCGACGGAACCUCAAUACGUCGUCGAGGCUCUCUGCGGAAGCAUUUUGGAGGCGGGUGCGACAGUUUAGGAACCCAAAGCAGCUGCGGCAAGAGGACCUACCGCCAUUACAGGGCUUCCUGGAUGACAACUCUGGUCUCGGUGGCAGAAUCAUCAAACCGAGUAACGAGCUGAAGCUGCGCUGUACGGAGUUCAAUGAGGAUGGCAACGUCACGCUGGUCAAUGGGGAAUUUCGGAAGAGCGAGUUGAUCGCAAAGUACUCGCUUCUUCCUCGAGACUUGCGCAAGAUCGAUAGCAGUGUACUGCCCCACAUUCUUGUUCGUCCUUCGGCGAUCUUGAUCAAUCUGCUCCAUCUGCGAUGCCUGAUCAAGCACAACCGGGUCCUGGUUUUCGACGUCUACGGAUCAACCGACUCAUACGCUCAGAGUUUGUUCAUGUACGAUCUCGAAGGAAAACUACAGCAGAAGCAGAACUCCAGUGUAGCUGGAAACCUACCGUAUGAGUUUCGUGCGCUCGAAGCCGUCCUGAUUAGCGUUACCAACGGCCUUGAGAGUGAAUUCGAGGGAGUGCGGGAACCUGUGGUGCGCGUCUUGAGAGAGCUGGAAGAGGAUAUCGAUAGGGACAAGCUCCGCUACUUGCUCAUCUACUCCAAGAAGCUGGGUACCUUUGAGCAGAAAGCGCGCCUUGUGCGGGACGCCAUCGAAGAUCUGCUUGAAGCCGACGAUGACCUAGCGGACAUGUACCUCACAGAGAAGGCAGAAGGCACGGAACGAGAAGAGGACAACCACGAAGAGGUCGAGCUACUGCUCGAAUCCUACCACAAGGUCGCCGACGAGAUCGUGCAAGUAUCUUCGAACCUCGUUUCUGCCAUUCGUAACACGGAAGAAAUUGUGCGUGCCAUCCUAGACGCAAACCGCAACAGCCUCAUGCUACUAGACCUCAAGUUCAGCAUCGGCACACUUGGCAUAAGCGCUGGUAUGUUCAUCGCUGCACUGUACGGGAUGAACUUGGAGAACUUCAUCGAAGAGUCCAACUUUGGCUUCGCCGGAGUCACGGGGGCUUGCAUAGUCUUGACGUCUGGGGCAUGUCUUUACGGCAUGCGGAAGCUACGUAAAGUGCAGCGACUGUCGAUGUGGGGCGAAGGUGGCCUGAAGAAGGCACAGAAGGACCGAGGCUACAGAGGUAGCCGGCACGAUGUUGAUCCUGUUGCGAACGCAGAGCUGAACGGCGAAAAGUCUCUGGUGGGCCCGGUCGGCGCGAAGCGUGCGGAUCGGCUGAAGAUGUGGAAGCAGGCACAGCAAGAGAAGCUGAGGGCAAUUCACGAGCGUCCCGCUCCUCCUGUGCCACUAGGACCGAUCCGGCCAUGA